Armigeres subalbatus is the source of this 920-nucleotide messenger RNA. RefSeq lists its product as uncharacterized. The transcript is spliced from 2 exons. The record is from RefSeq and is a predicted model, not a curated record. Bases 310 to 846 code for a protein of 178 amino acids. Lineage: Eukaryota; Metazoa; Arthropoda; Insecta; Diptera; Culicidae.
GUGCAGCUUCAGAUCGCACACAGCACCAAGAGGUCACACUGUCUGGACGGGUGGACUGCAAGUUUUAUAUCUUAUUAAAAGCACUUCUCCGAGCGAUCCAGCGCAUCAGUUUUCGCUGACCGAUCAACAACAGCGGCUGCUGACUGUGGUCUUUCCAACUGGGUGCCCUUCUGCCGUAGAGGCUAGUCCGUUUGUUGAACAAACAACAUCUACGCAACAUCGCACGUGAGCUGGCUGACUGCGCAGACAUAAUUCGACGGGACUUUUACGAGUGCAUUAACGCGUAGCAUUCAGAAAAGUAGCGAAAUUAUGAGGCAAAGGCGGUCGCGAAGUUUUUCCAUAUGUGGUCUAAUGUUGGUGGUUUCUACUGUGAUAGUUGGAUCCACCGAACAAACGGGUGGUGCGAUUGAUGAUGCCACGGAGAUAAAAGAACUUAUGGAUGGUGGAGUAUGGAAGUUCACCUGCGACGAGUACUGUGCGUAUUGUGGAUGUGUUGGAGAGUUUCAGGAUGUUCAAAAUAAGUGCGUCUGUAGCUGCCAAUCAGGAGCCGCCGAUUUGAACUGCUUAGAAGAUGUCAAACAAACGAUACAGUUUCUCGGUUUAAAUUACACCCUGGAAAUUCGAGAAUUUGACCCCGCUCGCAGGGAGGAUGUCGAGAUUCUGAACAUCAGACCUCAGCGGCAGACUGGUCCUAUGCAAUCUCCCGGGCGUCGUGUGAAUAACCGCAGGAUACCAAGGCCAGGCCGUGAGCCACGUAUUUCACCGAGCCCCGUGAGACCGCAUCGGCGAAACCGUGAACGUAGACCAUUCCGUCGGACAGGUCCACUAGCCGCGAAUAGUCCUUAGAUAUGGGUAGUAUAAAAUAGAUCAGUGAUGUUUUCUGAUGGGACAGUGUAUUUAUGCAUAAGUGUUUUCAUUCA